Naegleria lovaniensis is the source of this 1572-nucleotide messenger RNA. RefSeq lists its product as uncharacterized. The record is from RefSeq and is a predicted model, not a curated record. Bases 1 to 1572 code for a protein of 523 amino acids. NCBI's taxonomy places the organism in Eukaryota, Heterolobosea, Eutetramitea, Acrasida, Naegleriidae. The transcript has a single exon.
AUGGAUCAAGAUUCAUUCAUGUUUGAUGCUACCCCAAAACGUCGAACGACCUUUACGCCCCGUGAAGGAAAUCGUUCAUCACUGACCAUAAACACCAACAGUACUAAGGGACGAAUGACGGAAAGUGUUUCAAGUCCAACUUCAUCCCUUAAGGAAUCACCAAUCAGAUCGAAUUCAUACUACAAAACUCCUAAGAGAAGGUCCAGCAGCACUACUAAGAGGCAAAGUGUCGUUAUGGAAGAUGAGAGAGAGGCUGACGAUUUUGCAAAAUUUCUAAGCCCAACCGGAGAGAAGUUUUACCGAAAGCUUUCCGAAGAGGCUGAGAUGCAGCAACCACAAUCAAUCGAUACAGACGAGGAAGAAGUAGACUUUAAAGAAUUCCAAAAACUUCUAGAGAAGAGUAAACUGAAUGUCGAGAGAGGUGAAGAUGAUGAUUCAGUUAGACUCCUAAGACAACAACUCACUCAAGUACAGCAAAUCAAAUAUGAGAACCAAAAGAAGCAAAAACUCAUAAGUGAUUUGCAAAGACAAGUCGAUGACUUGUUACAAACUAGAGAUGAGGGUAUUCAAUUGCGAAACGAGAUUAAUAUUUUGAGAGAACGAGUAAGAGCUAAAGAUGAAGAGUUGAAGAGGCUUGAGAUUGAAUCGAAUGAUCGUAUUACCACACAAAAGGGAGUGGAGAAACAGCUAAGAGAUGAAUUGCUUCAACUCCAGCAAGUUCUUACCGAAGAGAAGACCAAAAGAGACGCAGAAUCGUCUCAAUUCAAGAAGGAAAUCGAUCAAGCAAGAGAAGAAGUUGCCAUUUCCGAGAUUAAGAGAGGUGAGCUUGAAAAGGAAUUGGCAGAUCUAUCUAUUUCUUUGAAAGAACAGCAGGAGCUGCAAGAUAAGAGAAAUAAGGGUCAAAAAGAGCUUGCAGAGAAGCUCCAAGAGCAAAUCGAAAUUCUUCUCAAUUCUCGAUCCGAGCUUACAGAUAAACUCAACGAGUCAGACAACAAGCUUAAAAAGAGUCAAAAGUCGAUCGAAGAUAGAGACUUGGAAAUUGACAAACUCAAGAGAAAGAUCGAUAGACUUGAGCAAGAAAAGCACGAACAAAACCUUACUUUGAACCAACUCCAAAACAACAUUAUCAACCUGCAAGAUAAGGUAUCAGAGCUCCAUGUUGAAGAGAAUUUAGUUGAAGAUCUAAAGAAGGAUUUAAGUAUCAUACCAGAGCUUAGAAACGAAAUUACUUCCACCAGAAAGAAGCUAGAAGAAACUCAAAACCAAUUGGACAAAGAGAAUCACAGUAAGCAAUUAGUUACUGAAGAGUUGAGAAAGAUGAGCGAGAUUAAUGAUAAUCUCGAAUUGUACAUUGCUGAUCUCAAGGAUGAGAAUGACUCUCUAAAGGACAAGAUCGACGAACUCUCUAAGGUUAAGGCUGAAAAUGAUUUCCUUCAAAGAGAACUUGCUCAUUACAAGGAGACCACCGAAAGAUUGACUGAUCAAUAUAACGCCACUGUUCAGCAACGAGAUCUCAAGGAGAGCGAAAUUACUCAGCUCAUGGAGCUUUGGCCAGUGAGUUCUAUGCCUUGA